UGCAGCUGCGCCUCCAGCCUUGCCUCUGAUCACCAAGACGCUCACCGGACAAAACUUAGGCAUCAUCGAAAUCAGAGUCGGGAUUCGAAACUUUUCAGCUUUAAUCCAAAUAUUGCUACGAAGAAGAUUUUCCAACAUGAGUUCCCAUGGCCAAAUCUCACAGCCUGCCACCAUCCCGCUGAUCAGUACCGCUACCGAGCCCAAUACACGCAGACAGCGAGUAAGCCGGAUCGAUGCCAUAGCUGAACAUCUGAUGCCGGGGUCAUGCUCGGAGUCAGCUUACUUGCAAGAAAUCGUCUGCUACUGCAUGUGGCUGAAUCUCAUUGCGUGUCACGUCGCCAACAUCACGCCAAAGUAUUUCGAGAAUAGCACACGAUACCCAUAUUUCGCGCAACGGAUCAACCCUCUUCUUUCUGAAAUAGAGGCAAGGCUUUCUAAGGAGCUCAGCGACGAGAUCUAUCAAACCCAUGCAAAGGCCCACAUCAUGGAGGUCACAAAGCUUAUGGAUAAGCGACAAUUGUACAAAUUCUUGGAAGAUAAUCGUACUGUUCGAUUCUUCAAGACUCUGAUUCAUGUCCAAACAGCUUUUGUGGAGGAUCUGCGGAAUCUAUCUGAUCUUUUCUGGUCGCCCAUGAUAUCAAGCUUGAGAGGUACGUGUCGAAUAUCGAGACACAACGACCAGAGAGGUUACAGUGAGAUCUAUUCUGAGAUUGCAACACUGAACGAGGAAAGGCUGAUUGUUUUACUCAACCUCCUCCGCGCAUUACGAAAUGCCAUCGGCGUUGCAGGUGAAUCCAAAAAAAUCAAUCCGGCUCUGCUUCAAACCCUGAAAAGACAGCUGCAAAUGUUUGACAGCGACUCACUAUACGCGCAAGCAUGCUUUUUGGUUAAUUGGGAAUCACCUCAAGAGCCAUGUCUUGUUCAAGAUACAUCGGGAAAAUGGUGGACGGUACCUCUGACAGCUGAAAAUGAUGCGUCAGCUCCCCAAAAUGCAUUCUCUGCGUAUCCGCAUGGACAAAAUAUGCGCUCAACAUUAACAGUUAUAGUCCCAAUCAUGUCGCUACUCUCCAUCUUUCCCGCCGUGGUCGCCUGGAUGCAUGGAGAGACAGCUCUGGGCAACACUCACGACUCAAAUUUCUGGCAAGCAAUCUCUAACAGUAUCAUGCAUCUUCUAGGCCUUUUGACUUUCGUAUGGCCCACAUGGAAGCAUACUCGCCUGUCACAAUUGACAUGGUCCUGGAUUUGGAUCCUUGCUGGCUUUAGUGCUAUCUGCUCAGUUGGAAGUAUUCCGCUAUACUUGAAGGUCUCGCCAACAUGGAGCUUUUCUGUCUCAUUUGCGGCAGUACUUGCGCAAGCUGUUGUGCAGCUGCGGGUGAUCAACGUCAUAUGAAUGUGCGGACAUAGUCCCGAGAUCUGUAGCUUGUUCCUCUUGUUACAAAAAACGACAUUUCCUUUUGUCAUAGAUACAUC
This is a messenger RNA of Boeremia exigua, 1470 nucleotides long. RefSeq lists its product as uncharacterized. Lineage: Eukaryota; Fungi; Ascomycota; Dothideomycetes; Pleosporales; Didymellaceae. The record is from RefSeq and is a predicted model, not a curated record. Bases 137 to 1390 code for a protein of 417 amino acids. The transcript is spliced from 3 exons.